Saprolegnia diclina VS20 is the source of this 872-nucleotide messenger RNA. RefSeq lists its product as hypothetical. The coding region runs from base 83 to 829 and encodes 248 amino acids. NCBI's taxonomy places the organism in Eukaryota, Oomycota, Saprolegniomycetes, Saprolegniales, Saprolegniaceae. The record is from RefSeq and is a predicted model, not a curated record. The transcript has 2 exons.
CGAACUGCAGCCAUCCAUGCGAUGAAGGGUCGAAAACGGUUUGCGUUGGGCGUUGCACUACAAACUUAUCAGCAGAUUUGCCAUGCCGGUCGUCAAGCGGAAGCCACGGCGCGCCACUCUCUACCAAGCGUUGGUCGCAGGGGACACCAUGGUCCCGCAGGUCCGUAAGUCCCCGCGCGCCAAACCCAAACGUCUCAAGUCGAAAAAGGUUGCAUCGACCCGACAUGUUCAACAGAGGCCGAAGAAGCAAGAGGCAAGACGUGCGAUAUCGUGGCAGCCGCAGGUCGAUGACAAUGGCAAAGGUGGUCGAGGCGUUAAGCGAAGCGGUGCCAACGAGGACAUGACAUGCUUUCAAGUCGCCGUGGCCAUCGUUGCCGAGCUUCUUGGCGUCGUGCCAACUUGGAAGGGAGAGCCGACCAACGCAUACAUUCGCAGCAAGGGAUUUGAUCCCGCCGAUGGCAUGCCCACGAAGAUCUCCAAGAGUUACGUCGACUUUUUGCGGAAAAAAUUCGGGUUCAACAUCGACAUGCCCGAGUACGACUACAAUCGCAUGCGAGGGCCUCGGGGCGCUGGCCAGCCAAUCAAGAACACGAAGCAACCUGUCGAAGACGUCAAGCGAGCGAUUGAAGCUGACGGCGUCGAUGAAGCUGACGGGGUGUACCUUGUGACAACGAGCGAAUCGUGUAUUUUACAUACAUUCGUCGUCGAAUGGCAGGAAGGCUCGGGCACGUUCUGGGACGACGAAGGAAUCGGUGAGCAGCUCGACGGGAUGGAGAUUCCACCUAUCAAGUUCGUGCGCAGGCUACGUCUCAAAGCCAUGGCACCGUAGUGACAUGCUAAAAUCCAAAUUGAAUCGUGUAUUUUUAGUGUUA